Messenger RNA from Nerophis lumbriciformis (worm pipefish), 1455 nucleotides. The record is from RefSeq and is a predicted model, not a curated record. NCBI's taxonomy places the organism in Eukaryota, Metazoa, Chordata, Actinopteri, Syngnathiformes, Syngnathidae.
AUGGAUAUUAAUCCACCCUGGCCAAAAGGAAAGAAAGUUGUCCACCUGGAUCUUAAAGGAGCCCCUCCCAAAUUGGAUUACCUUUGUCAGCUGAUCGAAUGCUUCUCUCGGAUGGGUGUUGAUGGUUUGCUCGUGGAAUAUGAGGACAUGUUUCCUUAUGAGGGAGAGCUGAAGCUCCUGCAGGCCACAGCACAACGUCCAUAUAGCCGAGAUGAGAUUAUAUUCAUGCAAAAAGUCGCAAAAUCUAAAGGAAUGGAGGUGAUUCCACUUGUGCAGACCUUCGGCCAUAUGGAGUUUGUGCUGAAACAUCCAUCCAUGUGGAGUCUUAGAGAAGUGUCCAACUGCGUAGGCACCCUCAAUCCCUGCAAGGAAGAAGGACUCAAGCUUGUGAUGGAGAUGCUGAGGCAGGUGGUGGCGCUGCAUCCUGAUUUAAAAACACUGCAUAUCGGUGCAGAUGAGGUGUACAUGUUGGGUGAGGGUGAACUGUCAAAACAGUGGUUGGCGUCACCCGGACGCUCUGUGGAACAACUUUUCUUGAGUCAUGUUGCAUCUGUGGUCAAUUAUAUCAAGGAGGCGUGGCCUCAUAUGACUAUCAUCGUGUGGGAUGAUAUGAUGAGAGGGAUGAGUCAGGACACACUAAAAGCGAGUGGUAUUCUAGGACGAGUCCAACCGAUGCUGUGGGAUUACACCCCUAAUCUGGAUGUGGAGAAAACCGUGUCAUUGCUGGAGAAGUACUACAGUGCUGGUAUGCAACAUAUAUGGGCGGCCAGCUCCUUUAAAGGCUCUACCAGGGUUUACACUAAUGUACCCAGUACACAGAGGCAUGUAGAUAACCAUUUGCAAUGGUUAAAAGUAGCCCAAUCCGUGCCUUCUGGUUUAAACAUUAUGGGUAUUGCUCUUACAGGCUGGCAAAGGUAUGACCACCUCUCGGUGCUAUGUGAGCUGAUGCCUUUGGCUCUUCCGUCACUAGCAGCCUGUCUCCAAACACUCAUCCAUGGCCAGUUUAGUCCUGAGGCUCAAAAGAUAGUCACCGAACUUUUAGAUAUCUCCUCUGUGGAGGCAGGGUCCAUGGGAAGUGCAACUGGAGAUGUCCGCCUGUUCCCUGGAAGGAGACUGGCGGAGUCGAUUGUGGACCUGGACUCACUUCUUUGUCUUGAAGACAUCAAGUCUUUUGAGAAAAAUAUGUAUGUUCGAGGAUGGUUCAGUCCCUACCAAAAAUCACGAAGAAUGGUAAACCCUCUCAUCAGCGUACAGAUUCAGAGUCAAGCAUCAAUGUAUUUGGAUCUAUUGCAAGAGAAGGUUAAUGUUGUAAGAGAGGGGAUGAGGCAUAUUUAUCCAGAUUCAACAGCUCAAGAAUGGAUGGAGGAACACGUUAGCCCAGUAAUGGGCCCCCUUAAGAGGAUUCUAGAUGAAAUCACAGAGUGCUCCAUGGAGAUAGUUCCAGCUCAGCGCUAA